Durusdinium trenchii is the source of this 2518-nucleotide messenger RNA. The record is from the annotation of a GenBank genome assembly. NCBI's taxonomy places the organism in Eukaryota, Dinophyceae, Suessiales, Symbiodiniaceae.
AGUCUCUCAAUCUUCAAAAACCCAGCCUCACUAGCCACUAGCCAUGGCGUAUCCGGAUGAUCACAAGAUUUCUGACCUCGUGGCGAAGCUCCCACCAGGGUGGUUCUCCUUCGAGUACUUUCCGCCCAAGACAGCGGAGGGUGUGGAGAACUUGAGGAAGCGCAUUGUGAAGAUGAAGGCGCUGAAGCCACUCUUCACUGACUUCACCUGGGGCGCAGGGGGUUCCACCUCCGAGCUCACCUUGAAGCUGACCAGCGCGGCCAAGAAUGAGUUUGGCUGUGUUGCCAACAUGCACUUGACCUGCACCAAUCAGAGCUCUGAGAUGACCGAGAACGCGCUGAAGGAGUGCAAGCAGCUCGGAGUUCGGAACAUCGUGGCCCUGCGCGGCGAUCCUCCUCGAGGUCAAGAGAAGUGGACUGCAACAGAGGGUGGCUUCAGCAGCGCUUUGGAUUUGGUGAAGUUCAUUCGGCAGAACCAUGGGGACUACUUCUGCUGCUCUGUGGCUGGAUACCCGGAAGGCCACCCCGACAACAUCGAGGACGUCCCGAGCGUUGCCAGCUUGACGCCCUCGGAGCAGCGCCGCUGUCGGGUGGCGCCCGAUGGAAAGGUCACCGUUUGCCGCGACGCCAACUUUCACAAGGAGAUGGUGUAUCUCAAGGAGAAGGUGGAUGCUGGUGCCGCCUUUGUGAUCACUCAGAUGUUCCUCGAUGCCCAGGUCUUCUUGGACUUUGUUCAGGAGUGCCGGAAGUAUGAGAUCCACGUUCCAAUCGUACCGGGCAUCAUGUGCCUGAAUGGCCUAGGUGGCUUGAAGCGCAUGACCGAGCUAUGCAAGACUCGAGUGCCUGAGGGCUUGAUGGAGCGGGCGGAGAAGGCCAACACCUCCGAUGAGGCCUUCAAAGCCUUCGGAAUCCAGGAAGGUGUGGACAUGUGCAAGAAGCUCCUGGAGGGUGGGGCGCCUGGACUUCAUUUCUACACUUUGAACCUGGAGAAGGUGGUCGUCGGCAUCUUGAAAGGUUUGGGAAAGAUUUCAGAUGCCCAAGCCGCGGAGUUCCAGCAAGUGGAAGCAGACGCGAAGUUCAUGGUCUCUGCGCAAGGCAUCACCACUGGAACCAAGGUGGUCGACCGCCCAGCACUGCCUGGAAAUCGACCCCUCAAGGAAGUGGAUCCUACCAUGUACGACUUGGUGCAACAGGAGAAGGGCCGGCAAAUGCGGUGCAUUGAGCUGAUUGCCUCUGAGAACUUCACCAGCCGUGGCGUCAUGGAAUGCCUGGGCUCAUCACUGACCAACAAGUAUUCGGAGGGCCAGCCCGGCAACCGCUACUACGGAGGCAAUGAAGUCAUCGACAAGGUGGAGAACCUGUGCAAGUCGCGGGCCUUGAAGGCUUUCAACCUUGAUGAGAAGGAGUGGGGCGUGAAUGUGCAGCCUUACAGUGGCAGCCCAGCCAACUUUGCGGUGUAUACGGCCUUGUUGCCUCCGCAUAGCCGUGUCAUGGGGUUGGAUUUGCCCUCUGGCGGACACCUCACCCAUGGCUACUACACCGCCAAGAAGAAGAUCAGCGCCACGAGCAUCUACUUCGAGUCCCUGCCUUACCGAGUUCACCCAGAGACUGGGUUGAUCGACUUCGACGAGCUCCGCAAAACGGCCUUGGUCUUCCGCCCGGCCAUGAUCCUUUGUGGUGCCAGCGCCUACCCCCGUGUCAUCGACUUCAAGAAGUUCCGGGAGAUCGCAAAUGAGGUGGGCGCCAUCCUCAUGGCCGACAUUGCCCACAUCAGUGGCUUGGUGGCGACGGGCGAGCAUCCUUCGCCCUUCGAGCACUGUGACGUGGUGACGACCACCACCCACAAGUCCUUGCGAGGGCCUCGAGCCGGCAUGAUCUUCUUCAAAUACACGGAGCAGAUCCCUGACAUCAAAGAGCGAAUUGACAUGGCAGUCUUCCCAGCACUUCAGGGUGGACCUCACAACCACCAGAUCGGUGCUUUGGCGGUGCAGCUCCUGGAGGUGGAUAGCCCAAUGUUCAAGGACUAUGCGAAGCAGGUGAAGGCCAACGCCAAGGCCUUGGCUGAGACUUUGAUGGGCAAAGGGCACAAGUUGGCGUCUGACGGUACUGACAACCACUUGCUCCUUUGGGAUCUUCGACCCCAUGGUUUGACAGGUUCCAAGGUCGAGAAGAUCUGCGAGGCGUCCUCCAUCACCUUGAACCGCAACGCCGUGCAUGGCGAUGCGAGCGCCUUAAGCCCGGGUGGUGUCCGUGUGGGGGCUCCAGCCAUGACCACCCGCGGCUGCACGGAGCAGGAUUUCAAGAAGAUCGGAGAGUUCCUGGACCGUUGCUGCCAGAUCGCCCUGAAGAUCCAAGCUGAAAAGGGCAAGAAGUUGAAGGACUUCGAGGCUGCCAUCCCGGGCAAUGCAGAGGUGCAGAGCUUGAAGAAGGAGGUGGAAGAUUGGGCGGUGAAGUUUGGCUACCCGGGCAUCUGAGCUGCGAGUUUUGUUUCAGCCUAGGCCAUAUACAGCUUACUAAUG